AUGGCUGCCAACCCUGUACAGAAUGGACUCUUCGUCCAUGAGAACACUGCCCCUCCUGCCCACCCCAGCUUGCUGAGCAUGUUCUCCCUGAAGGGCAAGACGGCCAUCGUCACAGGCGCCGGUGCAGGCAUCGGUCUGGCCGUGGCCCAUGGCCUUGCUGAAGCCGGUGCCAACGUGGCCCUGUGGUGGGGUUCUAAUAGCAGUUGCAACGAGCGGGCAGCCGAGAUCGCCUCCAAGUAUGGCGUUCAGACCAAGGCUUACCAGGUCGAUGUUACCAACGCGGAUGCCGUGAAGGCGGCCGUCGACCAGGUCGUGCAGGACUUUAACGGUCGACUGGAUGUUUUCAUCGCCAAUGCCGGUAUUCCCUGGACCAAGGGGCCCAUGGUCGACGGGCCGCUGGACCACUACACGAGUGUGGUUGAUAUCGAUUUGAACGGCACCUUUUACUGCGCCAGGGCGGCGGCGGCGCACUGGCGGAGACAGAAGGAGGAGGGCACCGACAUUAACGGGAACAAGCUGGACAACUUUACUUAUGGUAGCUUUGUGGCUACUGCUUCCAUGAGCGGUCACAUUGUCAACUUUCCUCAGAUGCAGGCGGCAUACAACGCCUCCAAAGCGGCAGUCAUCCAUCUCUGCAAGUCGCUGGCCGUCGAAUGGGUCAAGUUCGCGCGCGCCAACACCAUCUCCCCGGGAUACAUCGCGACUGAGAUCUCCAAUUUCAUUCCGGCGGAGACCAAGAGCAUCUGGAAAGACAAGAUCCCGAUGGGCCGUGAGGGACAACCGGAGGAGCUAAAGGGAGCAUACCUGUACCUGGCGUCGGAUGCCUCCAGCUAUACGACCGGAGCGGACUUGGUGGUAGAUGGCGGCUACUGCGCUCCGUAA
Messenger RNA from Aspergillus ibericus CBS 121593, 882 nucleotides. RefSeq names its product putative carbonyl reductase. Gene Ontology annotation, cellular component: intracellular anatomical structure. Bases 1 to 882 code for a protein of 293 amino acids. The record is from RefSeq and is a predicted model, not a curated record. The transcript has 3 exons. NCBI's taxonomy places the organism in Eukaryota, Fungi, Ascomycota, Eurotiomycetes, Eurotiales, Aspergillaceae. Gene Ontology annotation, molecular function: oxidoreductase activity, acting on NAD(P)H, oxygen as acceptor.